Molecule: messenger RNA, 1580 nt
Organism: Danio rerio (zebrafish)
Lineage: Eukaryota; Metazoa; Chordata; Actinopteri; Cypriniformes; Danionidae
Gene: smad7
Product: SMAD family member 7
Biological process (GO): regulation of DNA-templated transcription
Cellular component (GO): nucleus; cytoplasm; transcription regulator complex
Source: RefSeq, marked provisional
AACAGAUCGCGUGCGCUUCUCCUGCUCGCCGUUUCUCCGCCGUCUGCUCUGCGCCUGUGGAUUCGGACCUCCGGAUCUUCAUGACUUGCGGACAAAAUGGCCGUUUUGUAGCCGGGGAACCCUCUUGUCGUCCCGCAUGUUCAGGACCAAACGAUCGGGGCUCGUCCGGCGACUCUGGAGGAGCCGCGCGCCCGUGGAGGGUGAGGGGGACGCGGACACUGGUACGCGCGGCGGCACCGCAGGCUGCUGCCUGGCCAGUAAGCCGAACCCCGGCACCGAGGCCGAACUAAAAGCGCUGACAUACUCGAUCCUGAAGAAGAUCAAGGAGAAGCAGCUGGAGGUGCUUUUACAGGCGGUUGAAUCCCGGGGGGGAGCGCGGAGCCCCUGCCUCCUCCUGCCCGGGAAAGCGGACGCCAGGCUGGGUCAACAGUCGUACCCGCUGCCGUUGCUGCUCUACAAGGUGUUUCGGUGGCCGGACCUCCGGCACUCCUCGGAAUUAAAGAGACUUUCGUGCUGUGAAUCUUAUGGGAAAAUCAACCCGGAGCUCGUGUGCUGCAACCCGCAUCAUAUGAGCAGACUCUGCGAGCUCGAAUCCCCCCCACCCCCGUACUCAAGAUAUCCCACCGAUUUUCUUAAACCACCUGAUUCUCCAGGUUCUGUGCCUGCUUCCACUGAAACUGGAGGAACGGCAUAUUCAGCCCCUAUGGGGUUUUCAGAUUCGCUGGCUCUUCAGGAGCGUGGAGAACAGCCUCACUGGUGUGUGGUGGCGUACUGGGAGGAAAAGACACGCGUCGGGCGCCUCUACUCCGUCCAGGAGCCUUCUCUGGACAUCUUCUACGACCUACCUCAGGGCACGGGCUUCUGCUUGGGCCAGCUCGCCUCCGAAAACAAGAGUCAACUGGUGCAAAUGGUUCGGGCCAAAAUCGGCUACGGCAUCCAGCUGAGCCGCGAAGCCGACGGCGUUUGGGUUUAUAACCGGAGUUGCUACCCUAUCUUCAUCAAGUCAGCCACACUGGACAAUCCCGACUCGCGGACGCUGCUGGUGCAUAAAGUGUUUCCCGGGUUUUCCAUCAAAGCCUUCGACUUUGAGAAGGCGGGAAGCUUGCAACGACCCAACGACCACGAGUUCAGCCAGCAGCCGCGGACGGGUUUUACCGUGCAGAUCAGUUUCGUGAAGGGCUGGGGUCAGUGUUACACCAGACAGUUCAUCAGCAGCUGCCCCUGCUGGUUAGAGGUCAUAUUUAAUAACCGAUAACAGCAGGCCACGCCCCCCAUUCCUUCAGCACCGUUGCGGCAGACUUCCCCUUACCUUUUAUGGACUACGCCGUUUGUUCUCCAGAGGAUGUUUCACGCGGGAAACAAACAACAGACUUUAAAUGACUAAGAUUUAAGUGAAAUAAAAAGCUAAAAGUGUAUUUUAUGUUAAAUAUAAAUAUAUUAUUACCUGUAAAUACGAAGUUUUAUAUGCAUUGUUAUUUAUGUAUUGUGCAAUGUGUUGAUGAGAAGAGAAAAAAAGAGAUGCACUUUGCUUAAUAUAAAUGCAAACGAAGAAAUGCCAAAAUAAAAGAAAAAAUACUGAA